GAUUCUCGUUUAGUUGAAUGUUUACUUAUUUAUUAAUGUAGUGCAGCCUUGAUAUUUUCGCUUAAGCGUCUUCCCGCUUGAUUGCAAAAAAAUUAGAAUCUUACCAUAAGCUUUUAUUCGAAUUGAUUAGCAUUUUUUAAAUAAACCCUUUGCGUGGAAAAUAUAAAAAACAUUAAAUCAAGGCGUAUAAAUUGAAAUUGAAUCAAAUAACAGCAUGCCUGAUAUAACUCCAUUAACUGAAGGAGUCAUUCCUCGUAUUAUGAAUGGCGAAGAUAUUGAAGCACCUAUCCUACAAAUUUUGGGUGUUAAGAAAAUAAAUACUGCCGAAAGCGAGCGCAUACGCAUUCUCAUCUCGGACGGUCAAUACUUUAAUAGCUACGCAAUGCUUUCUACUCAUUUGAAUUUCCUAUGCGAAGACGAACAGCUAAAGGAAAACACGAUUAUUAGAGUAGAUAAAUAUAUAACAUCGAUAGUAAGCAAAAACGAUGCUGGAAAACGUGUCUUCAUUGUUAUGGGCUUGACCAUUUUGCAUCCAGGCGAUCAGGUGCAGAAGAUUGGUGAACCCGUCAAUUUGUUAGACGCACCUGCUUCAUCUGCUCAGAAAGCGGCUCCUACUCCAACUUCGUUACCGUCCACUAGCAAUAAUAAAUCUAAAUCGGCCAAGGAAAAUAGAAGCUUUUCCAACGGCAACAACAAGAAUACCAAUCUCGAUCAAUCAAUCAAUGCUGGUUUAACUAAUCCAAUAGCUAGUUUGAGUCCAUAUCACAAUAAGUGGGUAAUAAAAGCCCGCGUUACUGCAAAGUCCGCAAUACGCAGUUGGAGUAACGCGAGAGGUGAAGGUAAACUGUUUAGCAUGGACUUAAUGGACGAAUCGGGAGAAAUAAGGGCUACAGCCUUUCGUGAGCAAUGCGACAAAUUCUACGAUAUCAUACAGGUGGACCAAGUCUACUUCAUAAGCAGGUGCCAAUUGAAGCCGGCAAACAAACAAUUCUCUACACUUAAAAAUGAUUUUGAAAUGACUUUUACUAAUGAGACAGUUGUACAGUUAUGUGAGGAGGAUGCUUCUGGUAUACCAGAAAUUAAAUAUGACCUAGUGCCCAUUUCCCAAGUCGCAAAUAUGGAACCUAAAGCGGCCGUUGAUGUUGUGGGUGUAUGCAAGGAAGUUGGAGAGCUACAGAUCUUCACUUCACGCACAACAAACAAAGAAUUCAAAAAACGUGAUCUUGUUCUAAUUGAUACCAGUGAUGCUUCUGUGACUCUAACAAUAUGGGGAGAGGACGCUGUCAACUUUGAUGGCCACGUUCAACCAGUCGUAUUGGUAAAAGGUGCCCGUAUCAAUGAAUUUAAUGGAGGCAAAAGUCUAAGCCUUGGCAAUGGUUCUAAUAUGAAAAUUAACCCUGAUAUACCUGAAGGCCACAAAUUACGUGGCUGGUUUGAUAACGGUGGCGGGGAAAAUAUUAAAAACCCCGUUUCUGCUCGUACUGGCGCUAUUGGUGUCAGUGCAGAGUGGCGUACUUUUCUUGAAGCACGUAAUCUUGGUACAGGUGAUAAACCAGAUUAUUUCCAGACUAAAGGCGUUGUAUAUUUGAUAAAAAGUCAAAACGCCUUCUAUAAAGCAUGUCCUCAACAGGAAUGCAACAAAAAGGUGAUUGACGAGAACAAUGGACACUAUCGCUGUGAGAAAUGUAAUGCGGUGUUCCCUAAUUUUAAAUUCCGACUUUUGAUAAAUAUGAACAUUGGCGAUUGGACGUCAAACCGUUGGGUGACAGUUUUCAGCGAUUUGGCUGAACAGUUACUAGGCCGUUCCGCUCAAGAAAUUGGUGAAACUAUGGAAAAUAAUCCUACUGAAGCUGAAGAAAUAUUCGCUUCAAUUAACUUUCUUUCAUACAUUUUUAAAAUACGUUCCAAAGUUGAAACUUUUGGGGAUACGACUCGUAACAAAUUAACUGUUCAGUCAGCCACACCAGUCAAUUACAAGGAAUAUAACAAACAUUUGAUCAGCAUUAUAAAGGAAUUAACCGGCAUUAACAAAAUUUAAGAAUUCCUUUUGCUCCGAAAUAAGUUUAUUACAUUUAAAAUACGUAACACGUAAACGACUAUAUAUGUAUAGAAUGCGUUAUUGAAUUUCUUAUGAAUUAUUUGAGUAAUUAAUUGAAAUAAAAAUAAAAAAAAUUGCAAUAAAUUA
This is a messenger RNA of Glossina fuscipes, 2185 nucleotides long. RefSeq names its product replication protein A 70 kDa DNA-binding subunit (gene RpA-70). The record is from RefSeq and is a predicted model, not a curated record. Gene Ontology annotation, biological process: double-strand break repair via homologous recombination; telomere maintenance via telomerase; DNA replication. Lineage: Eukaryota; Metazoa; Arthropoda; Insecta; Diptera; Glossinidae. Gene Ontology annotation, molecular function: damaged DNA binding; single-stranded telomeric DNA binding. Bases 215 to 2038 code for a protein of 607 amino acids. The transcript has 6 exons. Gene Ontology annotation, cellular component: nucleus; DNA replication factor A complex.